Sapajus apella (tufted capuchin) is the source of this 1857-nucleotide messenger RNA. Its product is annotated as patr class I histocompatibility antigen, A-126 alpha chain-like. NCBI's taxonomy places the organism in Eukaryota, Metazoa, Chordata, Mammalia, Primates, Cebidae. The record is from RefSeq and is a predicted model, not a curated record. The transcript is spliced from 7 exons. Gene Ontology annotation, biological process: immune response; positive regulation of T cell mediated cytotoxicity; antigen processing and presentation of endogenous peptide antigen via MHC class Ib. The coding region runs from base 234 to 1409 and encodes 391 amino acids. Gene Ontology annotation, cellular component: external side of plasma membrane. Gene Ontology annotation, molecular function: peptide antigen binding; signaling receptor binding.
ACCGAAAGCGGUGUCUGCAUUGGGGAGGCGCAGCUUUGGGGAUUCCCCACUCACCUGAGUUUCACUUCUCCCAACCUGUAUCGGGUCUUUCUUUCUGGAUACUCAAGACGCGGACCCAGUUCCCACUUCCACUGGGUGUGGGGUUUCUAGAGAAGCCAAUCAGCGUCGCCGCGGUCCCGGUUCUAAAGUCCCCACUCACCCACCCAGACUCAGAUUCUUCCCAGACGCCGAGGAUGGCGGUCAUGACGCCCCGAACCCUCCUCCUGCUGCUCUUGGGGGCUCUGGCCCUGACCGGGACUCGGGCGGGCUCCCACUCCUUGAAGUAUUUCGACACCGCCGUGUCCCGGCCCGGCCGCGGGGAGCCCCGCUUCAUCGUCGUGGGCUACGUGGACGACAUGCAGUUCGUGCGGUUCGACAGCGACGCCGCGAGUGGGAGAGGGGAGCCGCGGGCGCCGUGGAUGCAGCAGGAGGGGCCGGAGUAUUGGGAGGAGGUGACUACGGACUUCAAGGCUGACGCACAGAGUUCCCGAUUUUGCCUGAGGAUCCUGCCCGGCUACUACAACCAGAGCGAGGCCAGGUCUCACACCUACCAGAGAAUGUACGGCUGCGAAGUGGGGCCAGACGGGCGCUUCCUCCGCGGAUAUUACCAGUCGGCCUACGACGGCAAGGAUUACCUCGCCCUGAACGAGGACCUGCGCUCCUCAACCGCCGCGGACACGGCGGCUCAGAUAACCCAACGCAAGUGGGAGGCGGCCAAUGUGGCGGAACAAUGGAGAGCCUACCUGGAGGGCACGUGCGUGGAGAUGCUCCGCAGAUACGUGGAGAACGGGAAGGAGACGCUGCAGCGCGCGGAACCCCCAAAGACACAUGUGAACCACCACACCAUCUCUGACCAAGAGGCCACCCUGAGGUGCUGGGCCCUGGGCUUCUACCCUGCAGAGAUCACACUGACCUGGCAGCGGGAUGGGGAGGACCAAACUCAGGACACCGACCUUGUGGAGACGAGGCCAGCAGGGGAUGGAACCUUCCAGAAGUGGGCAGCUGUGGUGGUGCCUUCUGGAGAGGAGCAGCGAUACACGUGCCAUGUGCAGCACGAGGGGCUGCUGGAGCCCCUCACCCUGAGAUGGGAGCCAUCUUCCCAGCCCACCAUCCCCAUCGUGGGCAUCAUUGCUGGCCUCGUUCUCCUUGGUGCUGUGGUCACUGGAUCUGUGGUCAUUGCUGUGAUGUGGAGGAGGAAGAGCUCAGGUGGAAAAGGAGGGAGCUACUCUCAGGCUGCGUGUAAGUGGUGGGGGUGGGAGUGUGGAAAACCUCACCCACCCCAUAAUUCCUCCUGUCCCACAUCUCCUGUGGGCUCUGACCAGGUCCUGCUUUUGUUCUACCCCAGGCAGCGACAGUGCCCAGGGCUCUGAUGUGUCUCUGACAGCUUGUAAAGCCUGAGACAGCUGCCUUUUGUGGGUCUGAGAUGCAGGAUUUCUUCACGCCUCCCCUGUGUGACUUCAAGAGCCUCUGGCAUCUCUUUCUGCAAAGGCAUCUGAAUGUGUCUGCAUCCCUGUUUGCAUAAUGUGAGGAGGUGGAGAGACAGCCCACCCUGUGUCCACUGUGACCCCUGUCCCCACACUGACCUGUAUUCCCUCCCCAGUCAUCUUUCCUGUUCCAGAGAGGUGGGGCUGGGUGUCUCCAUGUAUGUCUCAACUUCAUGGUACACUGAGCUGCAACCACUUACUUCCCUAUGGAAAAUAAGAAUCUGAAUAUAAAUGUGUUUUCUCAAAUAUUUUCCAUGAGAAGUUGAUGGGCUAAUUAAAUAAGUCAAUUCCUAAAAUUUGAGAGAGGAAAUAAAUACCUGAGAACCUUCCAGAA